UCAAUCUUCACCUACUUAACCUACCUGUUCUCACAGCGCGCCUACUAUAUAUUUUCGCUCUUUGCAGCCAGUCUUCGACUAUCAUCGUAUCUGGUGACACACACCCUGUCAUGGAUCCAUCCAGUCAGCCGCGUGCUCCCCCGCCUAAACGUCGGGCAGCGACGAUGCCAGACGUUGGAUGCCAAGCACAUGAAGACGAUGACGAGUUUGCAGAUACCGAGUGCGACUCUCCAGGAGACUACGUCGACCCUUCCGUGCCAGCGCGUACGAGGGCCUGGAACACGGCAGGGGUGUUCACCACCGACCCUCGCCGACAGCCCCAGCGUAUGCCUGGCGGCGCCCCCGUAGCAGGCCCCCCGCCACAACCACGUCAUCUCCCCCCCCAGGCCUACCCAGCCCCGUAUCAGCCGCCGGGAUACAUUCCUCAUGGCCAAGGACCGAUACCCCAACUUCCACUGCCUCUCGUCGCCUAUCCUCAGCCUGGGCAGGUGCUAGUCCGCCCCAUGUACCCGCAAGGUGGGUAUCCGGCCAUGCCGCCUGGUCCGUCGCCCUAUCCAGUCCCCAUCCCCUAUCCCCAGCCGCCGCCACAGUACCCCAACGUCCACCCUGCUCCUCGGUAUCCUCAGCGUUGACCAGGCUGGGGCGGAUAGUCAAACGCUGGCCAGGCUUCCAGAUUACAAAUGCAUCGACUCAUGAAUGAUACUUCGACAGCAACCAGCUUGCACAACCUCGUUAUCUACUGCGCGUUACGUUUCACAAGGAUGCUCGUCCUACUACGCUCGUUACCCAAUUAUGCUCUUCCACAGUACGCGCCUGUCUGCCGUCCGUUAUUUCGGGUUCUGGGUUCAUCUUCAUGCUCUGUCGUUACAGACCGUGUUUGUAUCUUUAUGUCUUUCCCAUCCUUUUCCCCUCUGCACCACCACAGUCAUUACCUUU
This is a messenger RNA of Dacryopinax primogenitus, 936 nucleotides long. RefSeq lists its product as uncharacterized. The transcript has a single exon. Bases 165 to 632 code for a protein of 155 amino acids. NCBI's taxonomy places the organism in Eukaryota, Fungi, Basidiomycota, Dacrymycetes, Dacrymycetales, Dacrymycetaceae. The record is from RefSeq and is a predicted model, not a curated record.